GCUGAGGCUCAGAGCGCAGUAACGGAGCAGCGCCGGAGAGACUGCAACACAGAGCUCUCUCUCUGUCUCUCUCUCUGUCUCUCUCUCUCUCCCCCCAUCACACCGCCACGCCAGCACAACACCUCCUUCCCCGGGUGUGGAUCUAUCCUAGGGAUCACGGUGUGCCCGUGACUGCGAGGCGGUGUCCUCCAGCAGCGGCGACAUGAGCGCGUUCCGGCUCCUGCUGCGGAGUUUCCACUGUGUGGGACUCUACAUCCAACUUAGUGGCCCUUUCUCCUCAUCCGCCCAGGUGGAGAACCGCAUCUCCAGCAACGCUCUCUUCACAGAGGUCCCUCAUGACAUGACGGCGCACAGUGGGCAGGACGUGGAGAUGGCCUGUUCGUUUCGGGGAUCAGGCUCGACUUCUUAUUCUCUGGAGAUCCAGUGGUGGUACAUCAGGAACCACAAAGAGUGGACAGACAAGGAGACAUGGACUACCAACCAGGUGGCGCCUCAAGAGGAGAUGUCAAAGGAUGCUACGAAAAUCAGCGUGGUGAAAGUGGCCGGCAGCAACAUCUCCCACAAGCUGCGCUUAUCCAGCGUGAAGCCAUCUGACGAGGGCACGUAUGAAUGCCGUGUCAUCGACUUCAGCGACACUCGGCCUCGACACCACCGUGUGCGCGCCUACCUGCAGGUGGAACGAGACGGAAGCGACGCCGCAAAUCCACACCACCAAGGGGCAGCGGAGUCUCAAAAACACCAACCAACAGCCCACCACGGGCACCACAAAGCGGGCAGGGAGCUCAGGAAGAGGGCUGCCGACGACACCAACACUGACUGCACAGAGAGCUGUGCACUUUAGGGCCCGUAUAUACACACACACACACACACACACACACACACUAUGGUCCAACACCCUAAUCUGUUUUCCUAUAGCUUUCCUCCCCAGAUCUUACUACACCAUGUAUAUUAUUGUAUAAAGCAAAAGUAAAUGUUCUCUCAGAUGAGCCGGUGCAUGUCGCGAAAUGUUUCUUACAACGUCCGCUGUUAUCGCUUUGAAACUUGAAGGACAGAAACAGACAGAUCAGAGUGUGGAUCUUUCGCUAUUUCAUUCUGCUUCACCGUUUUUGCUUUAAUACAUUCAUUCACAGGACAGCUGGGAGAAAGAGUGCUGGGUCGAGAUAAUGACAGUCUUCUAAAAUGUCUACAAGAGGUUUUUCAAAAUUGUCACUUUUGAUCUGUACACUUCUUAGCAGGUGAAGAUAUCUUGAAUAUGGGUGAAUUUAUCAAAUAUUUCUUAUUAUGAGAUUAUUAUUAAUCAAAUAUAAGAUUGUUCAGCUUGUUUGUUUAGAUGAAUUUCAAGCUUUACAUUUUUUUCUUCUACUGGCAGAUCAUUACCUCCUUCUAGAAAUAAAUGCGUAAAAUUAGCCAAUAGAUCAAAACGAUUUCAAGAUAUCUUGAAAUCUGUAGAAUAUGUCUAGAAAUAGGUUUAAUAAUCAUAGAUCUGGUUAUAUUGUAAUCUUUUCAUGGGAAAUACUGGAUAAAUUUGAUUAUAUUCGAGAUAUUUUCACUUGCUAAGAUGUCAGGGAUAAAGGAGAGUCAGGAGGGUCAUUAAAAAAAAAAAAAGACUGGGUGAUCAGGAGCCUGUAUUACCCCACUGUGUAUCUGUCUAGUGCUCCAAAUAGUCCUCUCUGUAUUUGGAUUUAAACUUGAAGUGGGUGUGGCUUGAAGUCAAAAAUAGAAAUAUCAGCAUGGUGUGUGAAAUCUGGCUCUGACAGUUCCUCAACCUCAGCUACAUCACUCCAGUUCAUAAGUGAUCUAUACGCUGGAGGGCUUUAUUUUAUUUAUCAGGCAGUUAUUUGCGUGCCAUAUUUUCUAGCAAAUUUAGUUGGUUCCCAAAAUACAAACAAGCUAGUACCCUUUUUAAAUCACUGCAAUCCUGACCAGGCUGUCGCACGUUCAUGUUAAUGUUAUUGAAUGUGCUUUACAUAUGUUUGAGUUUCAUUUUCUGACUGCUGACGUUUUCUAUGGGAUCCCUGUCCUGACGCACUUCUAGUCUCAACCAGAUGGCAGAAAAAAACGAAUAGAGCGCCUCUUAUUCAUAUCUGUAUUCAUAUUCGUUUAGAACACAUAAUCUGUUCAGUCCAAAUAAUAAAAUUGCAACACUUGGGGAUGUGCUGUUUUAGGAAAAUAAUCCACAAUGAUGCUGUGGUGUGACGCAGAACAGAGUUACGGCUGAGGAAUGAAUGAAUGAAUGAAUGAAUGAAUGAAUGAAAUGGGAUGCUGGGAAUCUUUCUCAAUCUUUGAAAAAAAAUAAGGCUUUUAGUCAGUAACUUUUUGUGUACCAACAAAGUGCACCAGCGUAGACAGUGUACCUAAUAAAAUGGCAGUGAGUGUUUCUACAUGGUACGUGUUUCUAAUAUCUAACCUGGCAAAUGAGUUUAUACAGUAUACAGCUCUUAUAAUCCCACUAACACUGCUGAUAGUUUAACUGUAAAAUGACUCAUUACUGCACUGAAUACUCUUUAUUUUACUUUAUUUUAUUUCUGUCAUUGUUUAUUCUGUUGACUGGGGAUGUACUUUAACACUUUUCCACACUGAUUAAUUGAAAAUUGGAGAAGGAGUGCACUUUGCAAAUGCUUGAGCUGAAAAAAAAAACAAAACAACA
Pangasianodon hypophthalmus (striped catfish) is the source of this 2647-nucleotide messenger RNA. RefSeq names its product V-set and transmembrane domain-containing protein 2-like protein (gene vstm2la). NCBI's taxonomy places the organism in Eukaryota, Metazoa, Chordata, Actinopteri, Siluriformes, Pangasiidae. Bases 203 to 841 code for a protein of 212 amino acids. The record is from RefSeq and is a predicted model, not a curated record. The transcript is spliced from 4 exons.